Molecule: messenger RNA, 1230 nt
Organism: Colletotrichum chrysophilum
Lineage: Eukaryota; Fungi; Ascomycota; Sordariomycetes; Glomerellales; Glomerellaceae
Exons: 1
Coding region: 1-1230 (409 amino acids)
Biological process (GO): fatty acid biosynthetic process
Cellular component (GO): mitochondrion
Molecular function (GO): [acyl-carrier-protein] S-malonyltransferase activity
Source: RefSeq, a predicted model, not a curated record
AUGCCUCGACGCAAGGGAAGCGGCCGCGGACGGCGCUGUUCUUUCCAGGUCAGUGGACAUGAAGCGAGGAGGGGAACGGAAAGAGGGGCGAACUCGUCUUUGCUGGCGACGGAUGAGCUGACGUUACACCGCGCAGGCCAAGGAGUACAGAAGGUCGGCAUGAUCACACCAUGGCUCGAAGCCUUCCCCACGACGGCGAAGCCCAUCCUGGAGGAGAUUGAUCACUACAUGGGCUACAAGCUCUCCGACAUCAUCGCCAACGGGCCCGGCAAGCUGCUUACGAAGACUCCCAACGCCCAGCCCGCCAUCAUGGCGACCUCGAUCCUCAUCCUCCGCAUCCUGGAGCGCGAGUUCGGCUUCGACAUUCCACAGCGAGUUGACGUCACUCUUGGGCAUUCGCUGGGAGAAUUCGCGGCGCUGGUGGCGGGCGGAUACCUCGAGUUCGAAGACAGCUUAUAUCUGGUGCGCAAGCGGGCCGAGGCCAUGCAUGAGGCGACAAGGCGCGCUGUGGACGAAUACGGUGGAGAGUACGGCAUGGUGGCUAUUGUAACAGAACCGGAGUACUUGAAGGGCCUGAUCGAGGCUAUACACGACUUUGUGGGACACUCGAGCGCGGGAUCCAAGGGGGAGAGCUCGGAAGACGUCCCGCCGAUAGAGCAGGUGCUCAUUGCGAACAUCAACAGCAAGAACCAAAUCGUGUUGAGCGGCAACAUUGAGCGGAUCAAGACUCUUGCGACACACGUCAGGCAGUUCUUGGGGCAUGACCCGCGCGCCGUUCGAUUGAACAGCGACAGCCCGUUUCACAGCCCGAUCAUGAAGCCUGCGGUCUCGGUUGUGAAGAGCAUUCUGAACAAAAAGAGCAGGGUCAAGGGGCGUGAAGGGGAGGAUAUUAUCACAUUCCCGGGCAAGCUGCCCUGUAUAAGCAAUGUCAGCGCGAGGCCAUUCGAGAGCAAGGAGGACGUGAAGGAUCUUCUAGCGCGGCAGUGUCUAGAGACGGUGAGGUGGUGGGACAGUAUCAAAUAUCUCGACCAGGAGGAGAAAGUGAGGCGGUGGAUUGGUAUCGGGCCCGGCAAGGUCGGACGCAACCUCGUCGGAAAAGAGGUGGGCAUGAGAGGAAAGGACUCGGUCAAAGGCGGUGGCGUAUGGGCCAUCACCGACCCGAACGAGAUCGAAGAAGUGCUGAAGGGACUCGAGGAUACGGAGCAUUGGUCGGACGACGAUGCCGAAUGA